This is a messenger RNA of Coregonus sp. 'balchen', 1634 nucleotides long. Lineage: Eukaryota; Metazoa; Chordata; Actinopteri; Salmoniformes; Salmonidae. The record is from the annotation of a GenBank genome assembly.
CUGUUCAAAAAUAGCCCUCUCCAUGGCACCAGAAACUUCCCUGAGUGGCCCACAGAUAGGCUCUAGGCUAAGGACUAGUUGUGUGUAUGAGAGUGUGUGUCUGCACAAAGACCAUGCGUUUACUACCGACUCUACUCAAAAUACGGAAGACACCGUAAGAUCUUUGGAUAGAGGGCCACUGUACACCUUUUGUAUGGUUUUGGUUGGGGGUGUAUUUGUUUUGUUUUGGGGAGCAUACCUUUAUUCAGAUCCACAGGCGACAGGCCUACUCUUUAGGCAUAUAAUUUCCACUGAAGUGACUGUAUCCAGUCCACCAAGUCACUUUGAGACAUGGAACCUUUACCUUUUCCUGACCAGUUUCAGGAAUUCCACCAUAUCCAUGGAACCAACGUGCGGCUAGACCCUACGGGGACCCAGGCUACCCGAGUGGAAAGCUUUGCCAACGGGGUGUGCUUUAGCAGAGAGCCCCUGAGUCCUGGGGAGAUCUUCCUGGUGGAGAUCGAGGAGAAGGAGCUUGGCUGGUGUGGCCACCUGCGGAUCGGGUUGACCGCCAGAGACCCUCUGGCCCUUGAAACGGUGCCUGAGUACUCCCUGCCGGACCUCAUGGACCUGGGGGACAGCUGGGUGUUUGCUAUCACACGCAACCACAACCGGGUGGUGGAGGAGGAGGCAGUGGCACCUGAGGGAGAGGGGGCAGGACAUGGAGGGUUGGCCGGGGGUCAUAGGUUAGGGGACGGUAGGGAAGAGGGAGGUAGGAGGCUACCUAGGCUGGGGGGUGGUGAUGUGGAAGAAGAAGCGAUUAAUCCCAAACCCAAGACGUUCUUCACAGACUCCCACCUGCACAUUGAGAAAGUUAAAAUCCCCAUGGACAAGCUGGUUGGUCGGAGUCGACCCGGACGUUUCAGCCACAUCCUGGACGACCUAUACAAGACCAAUGCCCUCCCCCCCACUGCCAGACGUAGCCGGAUAGGGGUGCUGUACGUGCCCAAAGGACAGGGCCUGGCUGACAUGCAUGUUGUCAUUAACGGGGAGGAUAUGGGUGCAUCAGCUAAGGGCAUCCCAAUGCUGCAGCCUUUGUAUGCUGUGGUUGAUGUGUACUCUGCUACAAAGCAAGUCCGCAUUGUCCAGGUGGAAUAUGGAUGUAAGUGUCAAGUGAAUGAAACCAAAACAUAUACAAUAUAAACAUACAAUUAUUUCAGACUGAGGUCGUUGUAGUUUCUAUUAAUUGGUUUUAACAAGGCCUUUCUCUCUUUCUUUUCUCAUCCAUUGCUUCAGUCUCCUCCCUGCAGACUCUGUGUAGAAAGUGCAUCCAGAAAAACAUAGUCCACAGGAUGGCUCUGGACUGGCUGGAACUGCCAGAGAAACUCAAACACUACUGCAAGUAUGAGUGACAGACGGAGCACUUUGGACUGAGCACCUCCUGAAGAAGCUUCUCACAAGAGCCGAACUUAAGAUCCAAGUGGUUUAUGCAUUUCAGAAAAGACAAAUGUACUUCAUGUGUUUACAUUUUUGUGAUCUUCUUUACAAUGAAUCCCUGGUCUCUUACCAGUUAUGUUUUCAAUUACUGAUUGACUUGUUCUUUUUUGUCAGAGUCAGAGAUGCUAUUUUUGAAAACUGGUAAAUAAAUGGAUGAC